Molecule: messenger RNA, 2019 nt
Organism: Anguilla anguilla (European eel)
Lineage: Eukaryota; Metazoa; Chordata; Actinopteri; Anguilliformes; Anguillidae
Product: zinc finger protein 41-like
Exons: 4
Coding region: 189-1706 (505 amino acids)
Biological process (GO): regulation of transcription by RNA polymerase II
Cellular component (GO): PcG protein complex; transcription regulator complex
Molecular function (GO): RNA polymerase II cis-regulatory region sequence-specific DNA binding; DNA-binding transcription factor activity, RNA polymerase II-specific
Source: RefSeq, a predicted model, not a curated record
UCGCGCAAGAGAGCUGCGGUUAAUUCCCGUUAGUUCAAUCCGCCUGAUAGCUUGCUUAUAUUCAAUUAUAUUCACUGACACUAUCUCUAACAGUAGUAUAAUAAACAAUAGUUUGUCAUAUUGCUCUGUAACUACAGGUCCUCGCCGAGGUUGGUUUUUGUUUGAAAACGGUGGGGUUUUCAGUCAGUAUGUCGAGCUGUGUGGCUCUCCACACACAGCUAGCCUCCAUUAUGGAGGUUUUAGCCAAUGCAGCCGUGGCAGAGAUUUGCAAACUUAUAGACGACGGUUAUGCGGUUUUGCGUUCAGAGGUGUCCCGAAGCCAAAAGGAAGUCGAAGCCCUGAAGAGGAAAUUAUCCAUGCAAACGAUGGAGCUUAGAAUUGCGAAGGAGGCCCGUUUUCCCUCGACAGAGAUAGCCUUGAACAGCCAAUUGGACAUCAGCCCGUGGAGAGAUGGAAUGCCUAAUGCUGUAGACAACGAUAUUCACGUGCAGUCUACCAGCAGCAAUGGGUCUAAAGAUACAGUAGAGGUAAGACCUCAGUCUGUACAUAUCAAGAAGGAGACCAUUGAUGACGAUUUGGAGAACAAUCGACAGGGAGCACUGAGGAUCAGACAGGAGAGAGCUAUGGAGGGUGAUAGUAGCAAAAUAACUCCAACUGCAGACACAGAGACGGAACCUGCAAUGGGCACAGAAGAGCGAUCCGAGCAGCACAGCACCAGAAACAGUGUUUGGGAAGACAAUGGUCUGGACACUGUUCUCAAGGCAGAACAAGAGCAAGAGACUGUAAACCUAAAGGAUACAGGCUCUGAACACACAAAAAAGAGACUGAACAGCCUGGGCUAUGAUUACGUUCAUUAUGAGAGAUCUAGUCAACUGCAGACUCUCUUCUCUCAACAGAACACUUCAACCGAAAAUCCAGCUUGCUUUUAUGCCACUGCUGACUCGGAAAGCCUGCCAACUUGCACAGAACUAUCGCUUAGCCCUAAUGCUGAGAAAGGUGAAGGCCAGACCUCUAAAGAAUUUCUUGAUGUGAAACUUGGAGCUGUAGUAAUAGACUCAGCACCCAAUGAGUUGGAGGGUGACACCGUGCAGGAAACAGUUCAUGCAAAGCACAGACAUUACAAAGAGUACGGGGAAAGAGAAUUGGUGCCGGAAAAUGUUACAAACACAUAUUCGCCACAAUCACGACUGAUGGUCAAAGAGAACAUUGCAGUUUCGAAAUCCAGUGCCCCCGAUGUGAUUGGAUACAGCCUUUUCGAUGAAAGUUUCAUCACACAAAAAAGGGAUAAGGCCCAUCUCAGGUCUGGCACAAGAGAGAAAAGAUUCAUCUGUACAUUCUGUGGGAAGAGUUUCACUUGCCCUAAAAACCUUGAAACCCAUCAGAGAGUUCACACAGGAGAGAAACCGUUUAGUUGCACCCAAUGUGGAAAGCGGUUUGCCGAUUCAAGCAAUCGCAAGAGACAUCAGAUUAUUCACACUGGAGAAAGGCCAUACAGUUGCACACUGUGUGGGAAGAGGUUUACUCAGUCCAGCUGUCUAAUAGCACAUCAGAGAGUCCACACUGGGGAGAAACCGUUCAGUUGCACCCAGUGUGGAAAGAGGUUUGCCGAUUCCAGUAAUCUUAAAAGACAUCAGAGUGUUCACAUUGGAAAGAAACCAUUAAGCUGCACAUUGUGGGAAGAAUUUAAUUGCUUCCAAGCAUCAUAGAAGGUGAAUUCACUGUUGAGGAAAACUAUUUACCUGUACAGUGUGUUGAAAGUUUCAUUUAUCAUGGCUCACCAUACAUCUCACCAUACAGUACAUCAAUGUUUUUAUACUGAAGGGUAUUUAUUUUCUCCACAUGCAAAUUUAUGUUGAAUGCCAAUUUAGAAAAUUUUAUACUUAAUCUAACAGAGUAAUGAAUUUGAAAGAAAAGUUUGACAUGUCACCAGUGAUGAUAAAAUGUGUGGUGUAGACAUUAUGUUCAAGGACAUAUCGUAUUAAAGACACAACUGCUCAGAAAUAAAAAUGGAACUCGGAA